AUGGCUGUUACCAAGAUUUUCGCUAGAUCUGUCUACGACUCCAGAGGUAACCCAACUGUUGAAGUUGACUUGCACACCGAAAAGGGUUUGUUCAGAGCCAUCGUUCCAUCCGGUGCUUCCACCGGUAUCCACGAAGCUUUGGAAUUGAGAGAUGGUGACAAAUCUAAGUGGUUAGGUAAGGGUGUUUUGAAGGCCGUUGCUAACGUUAACGACGUCAUUGCUCCCGCUUUCCUCAAGGCUAACUUGGAUGUUACCAACCAAGAAGCCGUCGAUGCUUUCUUGAACUCUUUGGACGGUACUCCUAACAAGGGUAAGUUGGGUGCCAACGCUAUCUUGGGUGUUUCUUUAGCUGCUGCUAAAGCCGCUGCCGCUGAAAAGAACGUUCCAUUGUACAAGCACUUGGCUGACUUGGCUGGUUUCAAGUCUGACAAGUUUGUCUUGCCAGUUCCUUUCCAAAACGUCUUGAACGGUGGUUCUCACGCCGGUGGUGCUUUGGCUUUCCAAGAAUUCAUGAUCGUUCCUGAUGGAGCUGAAUCUUUCUCCGAAGCUUUAAGAGUUGGUUCCGAAGUUUACCACAACUUGAAGUCUUUGACCAAGAAGAGAUACGGUCAAUCAGCUGGUAACGUCGGUGAUGAAGGUGGUGUUGCCCCCGAUAUCGGUUCUCCAAAGGAAGCUCUUGACUUGAUUGUCGACUCCAUUGCUCAAGCUGGAUACACCGGUAAGGUUUCCAUCGCUUUGGAUGUUGCUUCUUCUGAAUUCUACAAGGACGGUAAGUACGACUUGGAUUUCAAGAACCCUGAAUCCGAUGCUUCUAAGUGGUUGAGCGGUGAACAAUUAGCCGACUUGUACGCUCAAUUGGUUGCUGAAUACCCAAUUGUUUCUAUUGAAGAUCCAUUUGGUGAAGAUGACUGGGAUGCUUGGGUCCACUUCUUCUCUAAGGUCGGUGACAAGUUGCAAAUUGUCGGUGAUGACUUGACUGUCACCAACCCUAUCAGAAUUAAGACUGCCAUUGAAAAGAAGGCUGCCAACAACUUGUUGUUGAAGGUUAACCAAAUUGGUACUCUUUCUGAAUCUAUCCAAGCCGCUAAGGACUCUUAUGCUGCUGACUGGGGUGUUAUGGUUUCCCACAGAUCUGGUGAAACUGAAGACACCACCAUUGCUGACUUGGCUGUCGGUUUGAGAAGUGGUCAAAUCAAGACUGGUGCUCCAGCUAGAUCUGAACGUUUGGCUAAGUUGAACCAAAUCUUGAGAAUCGAAGAAGAAUUAGGUGACAAGGCUAUCUACCCAGGUAAGAAGUUCCACGUUGCUCAAACUUUGUAA
Molecule: messenger RNA, 1320 nt
Organism: Lizanozyma spartinae
Lineage: Eukaryota; Fungi; Ascomycota; Pichiomycetes; Serinales; Debaryomycetaceae
Gene: ENO1
Product: phosphopyruvate hydratase
Exons: 1
Coding region: 1-1320 (439 amino acids)
Biological process (GO): glycolytic process
Cellular component (GO): phosphopyruvate hydratase complex
Molecular function (GO): phosphopyruvate hydratase activity; magnesium ion binding
Source: RefSeq, a predicted model, not a curated record